AUGUUAAGCUACGAGAAUCGACCGGCCAUGGGACAAAAUUCUUCAACUACCUCAACUGUACUGCCGCUAUCCACUUCUCCACCUUCAUCAAAAAAGACAACGAACGGCACGAGUGCGGAUAAAAGUCAAUCUGCCUCCAACCAUUCCCACAUUUGGCUGGUGACUGGCCCAGCAGGGUGCGGCAAGAGCACUGUGGCUCAGUACUUAGCAAAAGCCAUGAAGCUUCCUUUCAUUGAAGGAGACGAGUUCCACCCCCCUGCAAACGUCGAAAAGAUGUCCAAAGGCAUCCCCCUCACCGACGCCGACCGCUGGGACUGGCUUACGACGUUGCGCGAAGAGGCUCUCCGCCAACUGGUGGAUUCCGGGGCCCAAGGCGUAGUCCUCACCUGCUCGGCCCUGAAGCGCAAAUACCGCGACGUGAUCCGGGUUGCGCCGUACUAUUCGCACAACGUGCGUCUACACUUUGUAUAUCUACAUGCAAGACAGGAGGUCUUGAUCGAGAGGGUCGGCGCGAGAAAAGGUCACUUUAUGGGCGCGAACAUGGUGAAGAGUCAAUUCGGUAUUCUGGAGGCACCGACGCCGGAUGAGACGGACGUUAUCUCGGUGGAUGUGAGUGGGACUGAGGAGGAGGUGGAGAGAGAUGCGUUGGCUGCGAUCCGCCAGGCCGUCGAGGUCAAGUCAGCAGAAGACCUUGAGGACUGA
Messenger RNA from Lachnellula hyalina, 702 nucleotides. RefSeq names its product putative gluconokinase (gene SPAC4G9.12). Bases 1 to 702 code for a protein of 233 amino acids. Gene Ontology annotation, molecular function: gluconokinase activity. Gene Ontology annotation, cellular component: cytoplasm. The transcript has 2 exons. Lineage: Eukaryota; Fungi; Ascomycota; Leotiomycetes; Helotiales; Lachnaceae. The record is from RefSeq and is a predicted model, not a curated record.